Messenger RNA from Rhineura floridana, 893 nucleotides. It is a transcript of the gene BOLA1, whose product is annotated as bolA family member 1. The transcript is spliced from 2 exons. Gene Ontology annotation, cellular component: mitochondrion. The coding region runs from base 16 to 591 and encodes 191 amino acids. The record is from RefSeq and is a predicted model, not a curated record. NCBI's taxonomy places the organism in Eukaryota, Metazoa, Chordata, Lepidosauria, Squamata, Rhineuridae.
GCAGAGGGCGGGUCCAUGAGGAGGAGCCCGGGGCCUGCCGGGAGAUGCAGUGCUGUUGUCUCUCCACGGAGCAGAACUACAUUUCCUAGAAUCCUCGUCGAGGAGAGAGAGAGAGAGAGGAAAGGGAAGACUUUGCCUGCUCCCCCUCCGAUGCUGCCCACCGGCCUGCUGGUGCUCCGCCGCGCCUUCCGUUGGCCGUCGCUGUCCGCUGGGUACUCGGUGCUGAGCGGCUCGUCCAUGGAGAAGCCCGUGGAGGCAUCCAUCAGGGCAAAACUCAAGGAUGCCCUGGAGCCCAUCCACCUGGAAAUCAUCGACGACAGCCACAUGCACGAUGUGCCCCGUGGCUCCGAGACCCACUUCCGGGUGGUGGUGGCCAGCCGCCGCUUCGAGGGCCUUUCGCUCAUCCACCGCCACCGCCUGGUGAACGACAUCCUCCAGGAAGAGCUGGCUGGCCCUGUCCACGCCCUCUCAAUCCAAGCGAAGACCCCCCAGCAGUGGGAGAAGAACCCCAAGAUCAUCCAGAGCCCCAAAUGCCUUGGGGGCUCCAAGCACGACCCCCAGAUGGCAGGGAAACUUCCGGGACUGAUGUAGGCCUCGCUGGAGUGUGGGGAGCCGGUCUCGAGGACCGGAGCUGGGCCCUUUUGGCCAAGCCACCGAGCUUCGCAUCUGGAGCGAAAAUAAGUGCCCCAUGCUCCAAUUCACCGCCAUUGGCACUUUGCUCGGUUCCCCAGACGUGUGGGUUGCUCUUUCCUUAAAAAGCAAAAGGAGAUUGUUGUGCAUGCAUUUUGAGGGUUUCAUUUCUGCCGAUUCUGUAGAGGGGAGAAUCUUGGGUUUCUUGAGAACAACGGUUUUGCCUGUUUUGUGUUUAAGUGAAUGAAAUUCUCUGUUCUGAA